CCAUUAUUUUGUUAUAUGAGAGAGAGAGAGAGAGAGAGAGAGAGACCAACAGAGCAGCAAGUCUACAGCAAAACCAACCCCAACUCACCAAUCACCUUAUCCAACCGACUACCCAAUCCCCCUCCAUCCCCCUCCUCCUAUCUCUCUCAGCCUGCUCAUGUCAACCAAUUAAAAUCCUGCAAAUUGCCAAGCUCCGAUGGCAGCCCUCCUCUCCUGCCACUACUCUGCUGCUUCUCCAGCUUCCUCCUCCUCCACCAAAUUCUUCAGCCGCCUCCGCACUCCCUUCCCAAUUUCCCACAACCACCUUGCCACCCGCCGUUCUUCCCCACUCCCUAUUCGAUGCCAGAUCCAUAAUCAACAGCAGAAAGAGAAGUUAUUCUCCAUCAAGGAGUGCGCGAUUUCAAUAGCGUUGGCGGUGGGAUUAGUGACAGGAGUUCCUGCAUUGGAUUGGUGUAGCAAUGCCUAUGCGGCGGCUAAUCCAGUGGUGCCUGAUCUGGCUGUACUGAUCUCUGGACCGCCGAUAAAGGACCCGGGGGCAUUGCUGAGGUAUGCUCUGCCUAUUGAUAAUAAAGCUAUCAGGGAAGUACAGAAACCGCUUGAAGAUAUCACUGAGAGUCUCAAGGUAGCUGGGGUCAAAGCACUCGAUUCCGUUGAAAGGAAUUUGAGGCAGGCAUCUCGAGCGCUGACACAGGGGAAGUCUGUAGUUGUAUCUGGAUUAGCUGAAUCGAAAAAGGAACACGGAGUUGAAUUGCUUGCCAAGCUGGAAGCUGGAAUGAAGGAGCUUCAGCAGAUUGUGGAGGAUAGAGAUAGAGAUGCAGUAGCAGCAAAACAGAAGGAGCUACUUCAAUAUGUUGGGGGUGUUGAAGAGGAUAUGGUGGACGGAUUUCCUUACCAGGUGCCUGAAGAAUACCAAAGCAUGCCUCUGUUGAAGGGGAGAGCGACGGUGGAUAUGAAGGUCAAGGUUAAGGACAAUCCCAGCCUUUCUGAUUGUGUCUUCCGUAUCGUCCUUGAUGGUUACAACGCCCCUGUAACUGCCGGGAACUUUGUAGAUUUGGUGGAACGACACUUCUAUGACGGCAUGGAAAUCCAACGAGCGGAUGGUUUUGUCGUACAAACUGGUGACCCUGAAGGACCUGCAGAGGGUUUCAUAGAUCCAGGUACAGAGAAAACCAGGGCAAUACCAUUAGAAAUCACGGUCGAGGGAGAGAAAUUACCUUUCUAUGGAGAAACCUUGGAAGAGCUCGGGCUAUACAAGGCACAAACAAAGCUUCCGUUCAAUGCAUUUGGAACUAUGGCUAUGGCGAGAGAUGAAUUUGAGGACAAUUCUGCUUCCAGCCAAGUGUUCUGGCUGCUCAAGGAAAGUGAGCUAACUCCAAGCAAUUCCAACAUAUUGGAUGGUAGGUAUUCAGUGUUUGGAUACGUCACACAGAACGAAGACUUCUUGGCAGAUUUGAAAGUUGGUGACGUUAUAGAAUCGAUCCAAGUGGUUUCUGGCCUGGAAAAUCUUGCCAAUCCAAGUUACAAGAUUGCUGGCUAGAGACUAUUCUGUACUAUGUAAAUUUAUUUCGGGAUCCGGCAGACCGUCGUAUUGUUUUGAGAGAAUUUGCAGCAUUUGUUUGGAGGGUGUAAUGUAUUCACUUGGUGUUUUCUUAAUAAACCAACAUCAUUCCGACUCAAAAA
Pyrus x bretschneideri (Chinese white pear) is the source of this 1680-nucleotide messenger RNA. Its product is annotated as peptidyl-prolyl cis-trans isomerase CYP38, chloroplastic. Gene Ontology annotation, biological process: protein peptidyl-prolyl isomerization. The record is from RefSeq and is a predicted model, not a curated record. Lineage: Eukaryota; Viridiplantae; Streptophyta; Magnoliopsida; Rosales; Rosaceae. The coding region runs from base 197 to 1537 and encodes 446 amino acids. Gene Ontology annotation, molecular function: peptidyl-prolyl cis-trans isomerase activity. The transcript is spliced from 7 exons.